Vitrella brassicaformis is the source of this 6340-nucleotide messenger RNA. NCBI's taxonomy places the organism in Eukaryota, Vitrellaceae. The record is from the annotation of a GenBank genome assembly.
CACAAACGACGCAGCCGAGGCAGAUCCCGCCUACUGCCGCAGCAGAUCUACCUCUGCACCCCCUCUGGUCGCCGCACCCACCCAUCUGACGAACGAAGCGACGACGCACACAAUAGCUGCCAUCUGUCGUCGGUCUAGGUGCCUCGCCUGACCGGACGCACAGCACGCGACCUCCCGGCUGCAGCCGACCGACACAUCCCUCUCCCUCUCGCCAGCCGAGAUCAGCCAGAUCCGCCAAUAUGCAGCUGAGCAUCAAGACGGAAACGCUGCUGUGCGUCGCGGCGGUGCUGCUGGCGGCCUCAUGCAUGCUGCUGGGCACCAUGGCGGGCGACUCGCUGUGGAUGUACGCCCUGGAGGCGGCGGGCGCCCUGGGCAUCCUGGUCUUCUGGCACGUGUCUCCGUCGCUCAUCGCGUGGGUGGCCCGAUGGUGGUCCAAGGCGUCAUUCCCCCUGUCCAUCCACCCGUCCAAGGACGCCCACCACCCCGGCAGCGGCAAGACCGUCGAGAGCGAUGGCGACUCCACUCUCUCGAACGCCUCUGUUGACGAAACGCCCCGUAGCGAGCGUGUGGUGCCCCUCGUCGACUCACCCGCGCUCAUCGAGACAUCCCCCGGUGCCAGCCACGGACAGAACCAAAGCCAGCCCGCCGGUGCUCCCCGUGACAGGGGCGAGGUGGCUCGGGAGAUGGCGCAGACGAUCGUGCACCUGUGCAAGACGCGCAACGGGCGUGCCUAUGGCGUGUAUCGGCGGUUUGUGAGUGAGGGGUAUGACGCCGAUGUGGGGUACGACGAGGGCAUGUAUGUGAGUCUGGUGGCGUUUGCGGCUCACGGAGGCCACAAGGACUUCCACGAGGAGGUCAUACAGACCAUGAAGGUCAGUCCGCCUGUGUGUGGGGGGAGAGGAACACGUGUGGGGUGUGUGUGUGUGGUGGGUCGAUCUCCAUCUUUAUGUGUGUGAUGGUGUGUUGUGUGUUGUGUGUGGUGUGUGGUGUGGUUAGGCGCACGGUGUGUCGUGUCCGUUUGGGUUCUUCCAAGCGUUGAUGAAGAUCUUCUCGUCCAAGCAGAUGUACGACAAGGCGCUCGGCCUCUACGACCUCAUGAAGCAGCAGAACGUCGAACCCGACGCACCCAUGCUCAGGUACGCAACAUCCCACCCCUCUCUCGUGUGUGCGGACGCCAUUCCACCCCUUUGUGUGUGUGGUGUGUGGUUUGUGUGUGUGGAUGUUAUGUGUGUCAGGUGUUUGAUCAACUUUGCGUUCGAGUGCAACGACCCGGUCAAGGUGGAGGUGUUCUUCGCCGCCCUCAAGAAGCACGAGCUCCCCUCCAUGAAGUCCUACACCACACUCAUACGCGCAUACUCCAAGAAAAACGACGCAUGGGUCAGUCGGUACACACCACCCCACCACCCCACCACACACCCCAACACAAAUCCGUUGUUGUGCUUUGUGCUGUGUGUGUGGUGUGAUCGUCACACAUCAGGCCGCGUUGAAGGUGUUGCGUGAGAUGCUGGAUUGCGGCGUGGAGACCGACAGCCUCGUCCUCAACAGUGUCCUCAGCACGUGUGUCGGCGCCGGCCAGCUGCAGAUCGCCGAAACACUCGUCAACGAAUCCGUCCAGGUGCGCACGCCCUCCUAACACACACACGGACGGAUGCACACCUCUGUGUGUGUGUGUUGGUGGAUGGAUGGAUGUCUGUAGAUGUGUGAGGAGGGUCAGACCCUGUUGGCGGACAUCGUGAGCUUCAACAUCCUCAGCAAGGGGUACGCGCAGAAGGGCGACUUCGACGGCGCACUCAAGACACUCCGCGCAUCCGAACGCGCCGGUCAGCAACCGCCCCGCCCCCUCCCCCCUCCCACCCAGACACACCGAACCGGCGCGCGCCAAAUACGCAUUUCUUCUGUGUUGGCCACCUUCCUCCUUUGUCACCUUCCUCCUUUGUCAGGUCUGCAGCCCAACGACAUUUCCUACAACACGGUGAUCGACGCUGCGGUGCGUUCGAAGCGUCUGGACGAGGCGUGGGGUCUGGUGCUGGAGAUGGGGGAGAAGGGCAUCGAGGCGGACAAGUACACCUGCUCCAUCCUCAUCAAGGGGCUGCACAACAUCGGCCAGGGACCGGCGCGGGAGGCCCACCUCAACACCGCACUCGAGUACCUCAAACGGCUGGGCGUGAGCGAGUCGUCGAGACUGCAUGAGGUGAGCAUGAGGUGGAAUGGGUAGAUCUUCCCCCCUCCCUCCCCGCCUGUGGAUGCCUGGUGGGGUGUGGCGUGUUGUUUAGGUCGUGUCAUUCUGUUUGAUGGAGUCUUGUCUGCACAUGAAGGACCUCUCGCGCACACUCGAAGUCUUCCGACACAUACAGCAACAAAAAGUACGGUCACACCAACGCACACACACACAUUCUCUCUCCAGCAAUCACAUGUGUGUGUGUGUGUGUGUGUGUGUAUGCAGGUGAAGGUGUCAGUGGUGACGUACGGCAACGUGAUGAAGGCGCUGGGCCAGGCGGGGCGGCUGCGCGAGUGCUUCGAGCUCUGGGAGGGGCUCAAGCACACCGACCUGGAGCCCACGGCCAUCCUCUACGGCAUCCUACUCGACGCCUGCAUCAACAACGGAGACCUCCCCAGAGCCAUGCAGGUACUGCUACUUCCGCACACCCCUCCGCCCAUCCAUCCAUAUCCAUCUGUGGGUGCAAUCAGGUGUUUGAAGAGGCCAAGAGCAGCGACGCGGUCAACACGGUCAUGUACACCACCAUCCUCAAGGGAUUCGCCCGCACCAAGCAGGUGGACGAGGCCAUGCGCUUCUACCACCAGAUGCUCACCGACGCCAAACAGGGCAAGGACGUCGCGCCCGACCUCAUCGCCUUCUCGGUCCUCAUCCAGGCUCACGUAGAAGGUCCGUGUGUGUGUGUGUGUGUGAGGUGGUGGGUGGGUGCAGACAGAGGGUGCAUAUCUGUUGGCUGGCUGGGGGCAUGUUGUGCGUGUCAGCUGGCGACAUGAGUGGAGCGUUCAAGGUAGUGGAGGACAUGAAGGGCCACCACUUCAAGCCCGACGACAUCGUAUUCAACACGCUCCUCAACGGGUGCUUCAAACAGGUAGGUGCGUCGGUGGGCCCAGCCCCCCUCCCUCACACACACACACACAAGGUGCAUUGAGUGUGCUGUGUUCGGUGUGGAUGUGCAGUCGAAUGUGGAGUUGGGUGAGCGAUUGUUUGCGGAGAUGUUGAGUGUGAGCGUCAAGCCGACGGCCGUGACCUUCUCCAUCCUGGUCAAGCUGUACGGCAAGGCCCGCAUGCUGGACAAGGCAUUCCAGGUAUACACAUACCAUACACCGCCGCAUACACACAAUGAUGGGAGUCUGCAUGUGUGUGUGUGUGUGUGUGUGCAGAUGAUUGACGACAUGGAGAUGAAGUUCCACCUGCGCCCGUCGGUGCUCGUCUACACAUCGCUCAUACAAGCGUGCAUCCGCAACAGACAGGUGGGGUACCUCCCUCCCCUCCCCUCCCUAACCAUGACCCAUCCAUCCAUCCAUCCAUGUGUGUGUGCCUGUCAGGUCAAGCGUGCGCUGGAGGUGUUCGACACGAUGAACCGCAAGGGCGAGCGCGGCGACGGCGUCACGUUCGGCACCCUCAUCAACGGGUGCGUGUACGCCCUGCACUUCGACGCCGCCAUCGACCUCAUUCAACAGGCCGCUAACCAGGGCAUCAAGGUGCGUUGAUACCGCCACCACCACCCCCCACACACACGUGAGCAUCUCUGUGUUUGUGCGUGUGUUGGGUGAAUCCAUUGGCAGGUGCCGACGGAGGUGGCGAACAACCUGCUGGGGGCUGUGUUGCGGAAGGGCCAGGAGCACAAGUACGGCCCCACGCUGCUGUCGCUGAUGCACCAGCUGCACAUCCCCGUCCAGCCCAAGCUGCGCGAGCAGUGCGGGCCCAACAUGAUGCCGCCCCCACAUGCCAACACGCAAUACCCCAUCCAGCCCCACACGCCCAACAACCACAGCAACAACCGCCACAACCACAGCAACAACAACCAGGCCUUCAUGCGCUUCCCGCCCCCGCCGCCGCCCAGCCGCUCCAACCGGCCCUUCCGCCACCACAACGAGGGCGGGUACGGCGGGGGGUUUGGCAACCACAACAGCAGCAACUACAACAGCAGCAACUACAACAGCAGCAACUACAACAGCAGCAGCGGCAGCAGCAGCAGGGGCAUGGGUGCGCGUUCGGACAACUGGCGGUGGCGCGAGCCCAACGACAUGUAGAUCUAGACAGACAGCCAUGUAGAUCUAGACAGAUGUGUAGAGAGGGAGGGAGGGAGGGAGGGAGGGAGAGACUGGGUGGGUGACGGGAGGGGACGGAUUACUGUGUGUAGAGGGUUUUUUGAGUCCUGUCGUGUGAGUGAGUCCUUGUAGAGUGAGGGAAUGGAGCGCGGGGCAUCUGUGCAGAGGGAUGGGGGUCACUUGCUCCCACUGCUGACCUUAGAGAGAUACCCUGCGAGGGUGAUUGAUUGAUUCACUGGCUGAGGUGCCUGAUGGCGUCCGUCGUGUGUAUAUUGUGUGUGCUGCUCGCUACUUACUUUCGAAGAAAGGCAGAUAGGCGACCGGCAAAGAUGGCGAGAGGGAGGGCUCGGCGGGCGAGUGGGAGGGCGCAGCCCAGCCGUGUAGCUACCGACCAAUGAAAUGAAGUUAGAGAGGAGAGGAGAGACAAAGGAGGGGUGGGUGCAAACACCGACUGAUGUGGAGCUUCUCUCGCCACCCAGCCAAGCGGCGAACGACAGCUUAGACAGUAGCUGUGUCGGUCGGUCGGUCGGUCGGUCAACGUAGAGAGGAGGGGAGGGGUGUGACAGAGGGUGGACUACGCUAUGCAGCGAUGGCCGUCCGUCUGCUGCGGCGGCGGCCGUCGUGUCUUUUUCCGCGCGCCGAAGGCUCGUGCCACUGGCUGCGUGCGUGUGUCUCCCUCUUUGUGGUCUAUAGAGUCAAGGCUUUCAAGUAGCGAGCGACAGACACCACACACGCACCGACCCGCAGAGAGAGCCGAUGACCCGAGGUGGCGAGUGAUGUGUUUUGCGUGCCUGUUGUGUGUGUGCCCCAACGUUCGGUCGAUUCCAUCCAGAGGCAGGGCGAUGACACACACACACGAGUGCGGAUGUGCUGGUAGAGAUGGCUGCGGGUGGCACGGUAUGGCUGGAGUGUGUCUGCGUAUGCAAUGCUGCCACUCGCCGUUUUCUAUCCUAUGCUGCCAGGGGAGGGGCUGUCCUGUACGGCAAUCUAUCUCGGCCUUAGCGUGUGCCUUUUCGGUGUCGACAUGGACGGAGGAUGGCAUAAUCGACACACUCCUCAAUCCACUGGUGCCCGCCGCCGUCAUGGUCAGCACUGAGGCAGACACCGGAGAGAACGGAUGGAUGGAUAUGGAUGAGGGAGAGAGGGAGGAGGGGUGGAGGGGGGGCCUUCGAUGGAAAUGACAGGUGUGCGUGCCGUGCCGUCCAUAUGAUUGUUCUCACCCUUGUGGCUGUAUUCGAGCGACCCUCGUGGGGGUGGAGGCUGUUCCCAAUCACGUGUGAGCACGCUGACGUGGGCGGGAAUUGCUUCCACCAUGCGAACGUCGUUCGAAUGCAGCCGUGAGGGACGAAUAAGUGGAUGGUCGACAGGGAUGGCUGCGUACACACAGACAGACAGACAGCAUCGCUGGUUUAGGCAGACAUAUGCGCAUUCGCGCGACCGAGUGAGUUGGUGAGUGAGUGGACCUGUACAGACAAAUGCCGCUCACGUGGCAACGGGCCGCUUCCCCACGCGAGCGAGCCCCACUGGUAGCCGUAGACACAGGCAGGCAGGCAGGCAGGCACGCCCCUGCAUCUCUCUCUUGUAACUCUCUCGAACGUCCCUGAGACAGCAUGUGCAUAGCGGGGCGGGCGGGAGGGUGUCACCGUUUCUAUGAUUGCCGCGCGAUUUUGGUUUUAGUGUCUGUCUGUCUGUUGUGUUUGCGCCAAGGCGCUACGUUUGCUUUUCGAGCGCUUUUCGACGAGGUAGGCAGGCAGGCAUGUCGCAUUAGCCGGCUGCAGGCAAAAAGGGACUCCCAUCCAUCCAUCCACCCACCACAGACGGUGGUUUUGGUAGAUAGCGUGUACAGAAAGACAGAGUGGCGUCGCCGACCUGCCAUGGGUGGUGGCCGGCUGCUUUUUACCCAUCGCUGUGUUGACCUAAAAGCAUCGCACACAUCCUGGCAGAAUGCGUGGCGGCUUACAUGAUGGUGUGCAUCUUGUAUUGUGUACGUCGGUGGGGUGGAUGGGACAAUGAACUAUAGCGCAUACAUCCACGAAGCACCUAGUGAUGAACGUAUCGACAUGUAAGAAUGCAG